Striga hermonthica is the source of this 1149-nucleotide messenger RNA. The record is from the annotation of a GenBank genome assembly. Lineage: Eukaryota; Viridiplantae; Streptophyta; Magnoliopsida; Lamiales; Orobanchaceae.
AUGGCCAUUCCAGCCGCUGUUGUUAUUCUGCCGCUGGGCGUGCUCUUCUUUUUUUCUGGGCUUGUCGUUAAUUUAAUUCAGGCAGUGUGCUACGUGUUAAUAAGGCCCUUGUCGAAGAAUUUUUAUAGGAGGAUAAACAGGGUGGUGGCAGAACUUCUAUGGCUCGAGCUUGUGUGGCUCAUCGACUGGUGGGCUGGUGUCCAGAUUAAAGUGUACACAGACUCUGAGACCUAUAAACUGAUGGGUAGAGAGCAUGCACUUGUCGUAUCUAACCACAGAAGUGAUAUUGAUUGGCUCGUUGGAUGGGUUUUGGCGCAGCGUUCAGGCUGCCUCGGUAGCACUUUAGCUGUUAUGAAGAAAUCAUCGAAGCUCCUUCCUGUCAUAGGAUGGUCAAUGUGGUUCUCUGAGUAUCUCUUUCUUGAAAGAAGCUGGGCAAAGGAUGAAAGCACCUUAAAGUUGGGACUUCAAAGACUUAAGGAUUUCCCUCGACCAUUCUGGCUGGCACUUUUUGUCGAGGGUACCCGAUUCACUCAGGCAAAACUUUUAGCUGCUCAAGAAUAUGCAUCCUCAGCUGGGUUACCUGUUCCGGAAAAUGUUUUGAUUCCACGAACGAAGGGUUUUGUUACAGCUGUAAGUCAUAUGCGCUCGUUUGUUCCUGCCAUUUAUGAUGUGACCGUUGCUAUCCCAAAAACAUCUCCACCACCAACCAUGCUAAGACUCUUCAAAGGACAAUCUUCUGUGGUUCAUGUUCACCUCAAGAGACACUUGAUGAAGGACUUGCCAGAAACGGACGAUGCAGUUGCUCAAUGGUGUAGAGAUGUAUUUGUGGCCAAGGACAAGCUAUUGGACAAGCAUAUAGCUGAGGAUUCUUUCGGUGAACAACUGCAAAACACUGGACGCCCAGUGAAAUCCCUUUUGGUUGUCAUUUCCUGGUCGGUUUUGCUAAUCCUGGGUGCCCUCCGAGUUUUCCAGUGGUCCUCAGUGUUCUCUUCAUGGAAAGGCAUCUCGUUUUCGGUCAUAGCUUUAGCAGUCAUCACGUUUCUUAUGCAAAUCCUGAUCCAAUUCUCUCAGUCCGAACGAUCAAAUCCUGCCAAGGUGGCGCCAGCUAAGCCCAAGAGUGGGGUCGAAACACAAGAUAAACAGCAGUAA